AGAAUGAUAGCAGCUGGGAAGUUUGCAAGUCUUCCACGGGAUAUGCAGAUGAACCAUGAGUUUCCCUUGGCAUCUUCUAUGGAUCUGUUGAGCAGCAAACCCGUUCUGGCUGAUGAACUUCAUUCUGGUACCCAUCAAGAUAUUUCUAUCCAUGGUACCCUUCCGAGAAAAAAAAAAGGAACCCUUCUUCUUGGGUCAUGUGAUGUCCUCAACAACAUGAGAAUGUUGCCAUACACCCAAACAAAUCAGUCUCCAGGACCUGUAAUUCAAGGUGUCAUUGAAGAGUAUCCCCAGAAAAACAGGAAAAGUGACAGCCGUCCACACAGAGACCAGAAUACUAUGGAUCCAGCUUUGGAGUAUGUAAAGGUAUGA
Messenger RNA from Pantherophis guttatus, 372 nucleotides. The record is from RefSeq and is a predicted model, not a curated record. Lineage: Eukaryota; Metazoa; Chordata; Lepidosauria; Squamata; Colubridae.